Cannabis sativa is the source of this 681-nucleotide messenger RNA. RefSeq lists its product as uncharacterized. Lineage: Eukaryota; Viridiplantae; Streptophyta; Magnoliopsida; Rosales; Cannabaceae. The transcript has 2 exons. The record is from RefSeq and is a predicted model, not a curated record. Bases 1 to 681 code for a protein of 226 amino acids.
AUGAGAUCUUGGGUUGGUACUCCGGUGGAGCUCUCAUGGUCGGGUGAAAGAAUACGAACAAGAAAAACAAAAACAGAAAAGAAAAGAUAUGCGGCCUACGCUUCUACCAACCCUGUGUAUCAAAUUCAAGACAUGAGUGUGGCCCUUACUGUAAUUGCUAUAGAGGUCGGUUGUCUUUCAAAGACUUUGAUCGACCACAGGUUUACCAUGUCCGAGUUUGGUGGCACGGAGGAGGUGAUGAAGUGUCUCCGAGAGUCAAAGGAGCAGAAGAAGGCAAUCCGGGAUGAAGCCCAAAGGAAGGAGGCCCUCAUGGAGAAAAACCAUCGGGAGGUGUUGACGGCCAGGGAUGAGAUUAUUGUCGCAGCCAGGAGGGAUCUUGGAGAGUCCAAGGAAGAAGUUCAAGAACUCAUUCCUAAGUUACGAUCUUUGGAGGAGCUGCACCAAAACGACUUAAAAAUGACAUCUAGUUUAACUGUCGAAGUGAAAGAGCUCCGUGAGUUCAAGGAACAGGCCGGCAAGGAGGCGGUCAGGGCCAAAAGGGAUGCUCUCCUGUCCCCCAUCACCUGUCAACACUGCUCGAAGCGUUUUGAUGAUGGAGUCUUCAUGUGCUGGAAGGCCAACAAUUUUGAACCUCGUCUUCCUUUCUACCCUAAGCCUCAUGAAGUUUUGGCCUAUUUUUGA